CAAAGAGGGCUAGGGUUUCUCUCCCGUCGAUUCAUCAAACCCGCCUUCGCCCCGUCGCCUCACUCCUGUGCUCUCUCCUGCGACACGGAUCACGCCGCCCCGUCGCCUCGCGAGCACGUCGCCGGCGCGCAUCCUCACCGGUGCAGAGGCCCACUGCCCCCUCCCCACUCACCGCCCUUGCCGCCGCCAUGGCGAUCACCGCCCAGGUUCCGGACAUCAUGGGCGAGCGCCAGUCCGGCCAGGAUGUCCGCACCCAGAACGUCUCGGCGUGCCAGGCUGUGGCCAACAUCGUCAAGUCGUCGCUCGGCCCAGUCGGACUCGACAAGAUGCUGGUGGAUGAUAUUGGCGAUGUCACGAUCACGAAUGACGGGGCCACCAUUCUGAGGAUGUUGGAGGUCGAGCAUCCCGCGGCGAAGGUUCUCGUGGAAUUGGCUGAGCUCCAAGACCGGGAGGUUGGAGAUGGAACUACCUCUGUCGUCAUCAUCGCGGCAGAGUUGCUGAAGAGAGCCAAUGAACUUGUGAGGAAUAAGAUUCACCCGACCUCUAUUAUUAGUGGCUACAGGCUUGCUAUGCGUGAAGCAUGCAAGUAUGUCGAGGAAAAGCUGUCUAUCAAGGUGGAUAAACUUGGAAAAGACUCUCUUAUAAACUGUGCAAAAACUAGCAUGUCCUCGAAACUGAUUACAACGGAUGAUAAUUUCUUUGCAAAUCUGGUUGUAGAAGCAGUUCAAGCUGUGAAGACUACAAACUCCAAGGGAGAAGUGAAGUAUCCAAUCAAGAGUAUUAAUAUUUUGAAAGCUCAUGGUAAAAGCGCCAAGGAAAGUUACCUGCUGAAUGGUUAUGCGCUGAACACUGGCCGUGCAGCUCAAGGAAUGCCUACCAGAGUAACCCCUGCUAGAAUUGCCUGUCUUGAUUUCAACCUUCAGAAGAUGAAAAUGCAAAUGGGUGUUCAAGUCCUUGUAUCUGAUCCAAGGGAACUGGAGAAGAUCCGUGAGAGAGAAUCUGACAUAACGAAGGAGCGAAUUGAGAAAGUUCUCAAGGCUGGUGCUAAUGUUGUAUUUACCACCAAGGGAAUUGAUGAUAUGUCAUUGAAGUACUUUGUUGAGGCUGGAGCAAUUGCAGUAAGACGUGUGCGUAAGGAGGAUUUGCGCCAUGUUGCCAAGGCAACAGGUGCAACAAUGGUGACUACUUUUGCUGACAUGGAGGGUGAAGAAACAUUUGAUCCAUCAUUCCUUGGACAUGCUGACGAGGUCGUUGAGGAAAGGAUUUCUGAUGAUGAAAUAAUUCUGGUGAAAGGCACAAAGAAUACAAGUGCGGUUUCCAUUAUACUCAGAGGAGCAAAUGACUUCAUGCUAGACGAGAUUGAACGGUCUUUGCACGAUGCACUGUGCAUUGUGAAGAGAACUUUGGAAUCCAAUACGGUAGUUGCUGGUGGUGGUGCUGUAGAAGCUGCAUUAUCUGUGUACCUGGAGAAUCUUGCGACAACUCUUGGAUCCAGGGAACAACUGGCGAUUGCUGAAUUUGCAGAAUCUUUGUUGAUCAUACCAAAGGUCCUCGCUGUUAAUGCCGCAAAAGAUGCAACUGACCUUGUUGCAAAGCUUAGGUCAUAUCAUCAUAAAGCUCAAACAAAUGCUGAUAAGCAGCACUUAUCAAGCAUGGGUCUUGAUCUGACAAAAGGUGUAAUCCGCAACAACCUUGAACAUGGCGUCAUCGAGCCAGCAAUGAGCAAAGUGAAGAUCAUUCAGUUUGCCACAGAAGCAGCCAUUACCAUUGUGAGGAUUGAUGACAUGAUCAAGCUUGACAAGGAAGAGUCUGGCCAAGAAGUGUAGCCACAUGCCAUUUUACGAUCCCUGGCUGCUGUUUGUUAUGCCAUGGCUGGCUGCUUAUAGACUCAUAGGUUGCUGCUUGUGAUUUUCCUUUUCUUCCUCCUUGUAUUGGCGGACGUUCUGGUAGAAUGUUGUACGGAAGAUGGAUGUAUGAGUGAUUGAGUGUGUAUCAUUAUGUGUGGGUAGUAGGACUCGGGAGCAAAUUUUGCCUGGCAUUGCUGAUAGUUCAUGCAAGUAACAUUGUUGUCAUAUAUGUAUUGAUCAACUGUUACCACUGCUUCACAGGAAGCUGCUGCAUCAUGUUCGGCCCAAUUAAUACGCAGUUGCUUUGGUUUAA
Triticum dicoccoides is the source of this 2160-nucleotide messenger RNA. Its product is annotated as T-complex protein 1 subunit alpha-like. The record is from RefSeq and is a predicted model, not a curated record. Bases 189 to 1826 code for a protein of 545 amino acids. Lineage: Eukaryota; Viridiplantae; Streptophyta; Magnoliopsida; Poales; Poaceae. The transcript is spliced from 18 exons. Gene Ontology annotation, biological process: protein folding. Gene Ontology annotation, molecular function: ATP hydrolysis activity; ATP-dependent protein folding chaperone; ATP binding.